GCUCGUGGAAGGGAGGAGGAGGAAUGUGGAAGGCGGCGGCGGCGGCUGCGGCGCGCAGGCUGACAGGCGGUUCCUCGGGCGGGCUGCGGCGGCGGCCCGAGCGCCUCUCCUUCGCCCGGGUGGCGCGCCCCCUCCUCGCCGUGCCCCGGGCCCGCGCGGGAUUGUGCGUCCUCCCGCCUCGUCCCUGAAGGGAAGGAACCGAGGCGGCGGCGGCGGCGGCGCCCCGGCCCUCCCCCGCCGCACCCCGCCCCGGCGCGAGAGGAGAGCGCGAGAGCCCGAGCCGCGGGCGGGCGGGCGGGCGCCGAAGAUGGCAGAGGCGCCGGCCUCCCCGGCCCCGCUCUCUCCGCUCGAAGUGGAGCUGGACCCGGAGUUCGAGCCCCAGAGCCGACCGCGUUCCUGCACUUGGCCCCUGCAGAGGCCGGAGCUCCAGGCGAGCCCGGUCAAGCCCUCGGGGGAGACGGCCGCCGACUCCAUGAUCCCCGAGGAGGACGACGAUGAAGACGACGAGGACGGCGGCGGCCGGGCUGGCUCGGCCAUGGCGAUCGGCGGCGGCGGCGGCGGCGGGAGCGGCGCGCUGGGCUCCGGGCUGCUCCUGGAGGAUUCGGCCCGCCUGCUGGCUGCCGGAGGGCAGGACCUCGGGCCCGGGCCAGCGCCCGCGGCGGGCGCGCUGAGCGGGGGGACGCAGACUCCGCUGCAGCCUCAGCAGCCGCUGCCACCGCUGCAGCCGGGGGCGGCUGGGGGCUCAGGGCAGCCGAGGAAAUGCUCCUCGCGCCGGAACGCCUGGGGGAACCUGUCCUACGCCGACCUGAUCACUCAUGCCAUCCAGAGCUCCCCGGACAAGCGGCUCACUCUGUCCCAGAUCUAUGAGUGGAUGGUGCGCUGUGUGCCCUACUUCAAGGAUAAGGGCGACAGCAACAGCUCCGCCGGUUGGAAGAACUCCAUCCGACACAACCUGUCGCUGCACAGUCGGUUCAUGCGGGUGCAGAACGAGGGGACGGGCAAGAGCUCAUGGUGGAUCAUCAACCCCGAUGGGGGCAAGAGCGGGAAGGCGCCCCGGCGGCGGGCCGUUUCCAUGGACAACAGCAACAAGUACACCAAGAGCCGUGGCCGCGCCGCCAAGAAGAAGGCGGCCCUGCAGACGGCACCCGAGGCGGCCGACGACAGCCCCUCCCAACUGGCCAAGUGGCCCGGCAGCCCCACGUCGCGCAGCAGCGACGAGCUGGACGCCUGGACGGACUUCCGCUCGCGCACCAACUCCAACGCCAGCACGGUUAGCGGCCGCCUGUCGCCCAUCCUGGCGAGCACAGAGCUUAAUGAGGUCCAGGACGACGAUGCUCCGCUCUCCCCGAUGCUGUACAGCAGCUCCGCCAGCCUGUCGCCUUCUGCGAGCAAGCCGUGCGCCGUGGAGCUGCCGCGGCUCACCGACAUGGCGGGCACCAUGAACCUGAACGACGGGCUGGCUGACAACCUCAUGGACGACCUGCUGGACAACAUCCCCCUGCCGUCCUCCCAGCCGUCACCCCCCGGGACGCUCAUGCAGCGGAGCUCCAGCUUCCCCUACGCCGCCAAGGGCUCCGGCCUGGGCUCUCCGACCGGCUCCUUUAACAGCACGGUGUUCGGGCCGUCGUCUCUGAACUCCCUGCGCCAGUCCCCCAUGCAGACCAUCCAGGAGAACAAGCCAGCCACUUUCUCUUCCAUGUCGCACUACGGCAGCCAGACACUCCAAGACCUGCUCACUUCAGACUCGCUCAGCCACAGCGACGUCAUGAUGACCCAGUCGGACCCCUUGAUGUCUCAGGCCAGCACCGCUGUGUCUGCCCAGAACUCCCGCCGGCACGUGAUGCUGCGCAAUGACCCGAUGAUGUCCUUUGCUGCCCAGCCUAACCAGGGGAGUUUGGUCAAUCAGAACUUGCUCCACCACCAGCACCAGACCCAGGGCGCUCUCGGUGGCAGCCGUGCCUUGUCGAAUUCCGUCAGCAGCAUGGGCUUGAGUGACUCCAGCAGCCUCGGGUCAGCCAAACACCAGCAGCCGUCUCCCGUCAGCCAGUCUAUGCAAACCCUCUCGGACUCGCUCUCAGGCUCCUCCUUGUACUCAGCUAGUGCAAACCUUCCCGUCAUGGGCCACGAGAAGUUCCCCAGCGACUUGGACCUGGACAUGUUCAAUGGGAGCUUGGAAUGUGACAUGGAGUCCAUUAUCCGUAGUGAACUCAUGGACGCGGACGGGUUGGAUUUUAACUUUGACUCCCUCAUCUCCACACAGAACGUUGUUGGUUUGAACGUGGGGAGCUUCACUGGUGCUAAGCAGGCCUCAUCUCAGAGCUGGGUGCCGGGCUGAAGGACCGCUGAGGCAAGGGGAAGUGGGCAAAGCAGACCCUCAGACUGACACACGAUCUACAGAGAGAACCCUUUGCCAACUCUGCUCUCAGCAAGUGGACAGUGGUACCGUUUACAGCUUAACACCUUUGUGACGCCCGCGCGUUUUCCUGACCCAGCAGAGACUGCUCCUGGCCCCGACCCUGGGCGCACCACUUGCCCUGGAACAAAACUCUACAGUAUGCAAAGCCUUCCUCAGACGGGGGCCGAGCCACCUGCCAUCGAGGACAGCGCCCGCCCGUCGGCACCGCCCAUCUGCCCACCCUCCUUCUCAGCACACCCAGAGGCCCCGUUGGCGAGUCUCUGAACACCGCGAUGGUUGAUGGGACAUUUUAAGUGUUGUUUUUGUGUUUGUGUUCCUUUGACUUUCCGAGUCUCUCACAUGCAUUCACGUGCAGUGUUUCUCCGUUGCAAAUGGUAACCGUCCUCCCCCUGGCCAAUUUAAAAGCAGAAGGAAAAUGUUGCACCAGUUACCGUUGCGGCUUUGGGCGCCACACGCUUUUGAGGCCACGGAACUCCAUAAACUAGCACAUUACAUAAACCAGAGGGGGAUUUUCUUUCUUCUUUUGUUGGGUAGAAAAUUAUCCUUUUCUAAAAACUGAACAAUGGCACAAUUGUUGGCUAUGUGCGCCUGUCCAGGACUGAGCCGAGUGCAGGCGGGACACGCGGAGCACAGCGCCCUACCCAGUGAGUCUGCAGGUCUGAGUCAGGCUGGUCCGAGGACCAGACCCCAGCACCUGGCCUGCAGUGCCGGAGCAGUGGGGUGUCUGAGCCAGUGCAGUGAACAGCGUGGGUCUGUCAGUGAGGCACUAGCAUCUUUUUCUUCAGGAAAGAAAUCAGCUCAGCUAUCCACUCAUUGCCAAAUGCCACUAAAGGGUUUAGUUUUAAGGAAAAAAGAAAAAGGGAAAAAAAAAAAAAAAGGUGUCCUGUGUUGCUUUGCAGAAGGGAUGAGCUUACAGGGGAGCGUUAGGCUUGCAGUGAGAGAUGCGUGAAGAGUACAAACCGAGUCCCUGCUAAGGCAGCUCUGACUUCCCUGUUCCUAGCUCCGUGUCCUUGGUGAUUUUCAGCCUUGCUGUGUAUGGUCUGAUCUGCCAGCAGUGUAUGAGUGAGAAGCAAUAGCAUACAAACUUCAUAUAUAUAUAUGUGUGUGUGUGUGUGUGUGUGUGUACAUAUAUACAUAUAUAUAUAUAAAGCUUAGGUUGGAAUACUACAAGUGACACAAUGGAAGUACAAGAUAAGGCAGUUUUAACUUUUUUUUUAACCUUCCUGCUUCUGUGGAUUUCAUUUAUUUUCUUUUCAAAAAGUUAUGGUGCUGUAUAGGUGCUUUCUGUUAAACUUGGAAAGUGUGAUCCUAUUCGUUGCCCUCUUUGGUAGACAGAGUGGUUGGGCACACCUGCGGUACCUGGGAAGCUGGUGCAACAGCGCUCUGAUUAGCACAGCGUAGGCAUACUCCUCCAAAGCGAUACAAAGACUCUUGGCACAGAAAGCAUUAGGCAUAGAAAUGUAUAGAUAUAUUUUACCGUGUACAGUACAAAAACAGGCGCUAGGAACACAGGCUGGUUCUUUGAGCACAGACUCCCCUGCCUGAGGUCCCUCUGAUGCUUGCAGUGUGGCCAUGGACACCAACACAGCCGUGCCACCCUACUCCCUGCACCCGCCGCUGGCCGCCCGUGGCCCCCUGUGCACCUUCGCUUUAUAACUCCCCUGGGGUGCUGUUGGUGGUGAUCACAGCUCCUAGCACAAUGAGCGUUCCAUCUGGUGUUGUCACACGUCUCUUCCGCCUCACUUUGGAUCCUCGUGUUUGAGCGAUGGCCCUGUUGAUUUUGCCCUGCCUUUUACCCACUCUGUAAAUCGUCACACAGUUGUGGUUAUCGUAGACCUGUAGCAUAUCAGCCUUUGUUAAACCGCUACAUGUUUAUAAUCUUCAUUUUAAAAGUAUGUAUAAUUUCUAAAAAUAAGUAUUCCAUUCCCAUGUUCUGCUUGUCGGAGAGCCAGACCUGCUUACUGUAUUGCUUUGUAACGAUGCCAGCCGCUUGCUUGAUUUUUCAGUAGUCUGCCAUAGGCAAGAACUGUUAGGUGUCGCCUCGAGGGCUGCCUCCUCAGCUCCCCAAGUGCUGCCACUCUGGGCGGGACACAGUGCAAAGGCAGUGGCAGCAGCUGGGGACAGCGGUGGCAAGAUACCAAUCCAGGGGAAUCCCAGUGCUUCCAGCCGAGGGCCGUCAGUACCAAGAAGAGACAAGCCAGUGAACCAGGGAAAUAGCUCCAUACCCUUGCCGUUUUGUUUUGCACCUGGCUGUUGCGUGGGGAGUGAGAGAGGCAGCCCUUCGGUGUGAUUCAGGUUUAAGAUGCUGCAUUCCUUGCAGACCCGGGGCAUCUCAAAUGAAUAUUCUCUUCUUGGCCGUGUGUGUCGGGUUUCAGGCAGAACAUCUUACAGAAUGUCCCAGGACCAGACCACAGUUUCAUCUGAAAUAGGGGAGGGAGGGGCAGUGGGGUAUGAGGACAGGGCAGCCACAGAACAGGUCAGGAAAAUGGAGGGGGAAUGCUUUGAUUUUUGCUUGGUUGUUUGUUUCCUUUUUUAAAUAACUCAGCUAGCAUCUACGCAGAGAGUGUUGUGAAGAGCUGAAACUGAGACCGAUCAAGGGCAGCAUCAGCACUGUGAGCUCCAGCAGCCCCAGGAAAGGCUGGAAUAAAUCGUGCAGUGUCUCCAGGAUCACACGGCAUCCCCCCGCUCAGCUGGCCUCCCACACACACACAGAGGCCAGGCGCCCCUUCACUAGCCUGGGUCUGAGGCAGCCAAGCCUGGGCGCAGGUGUGACCUGAGCCCCUCCGGCCUUUGUAACAAGACCAUGCUUUCAGCAAGGGCCAACUGGUUGCUGGCCACCAUGUCACUCUCCAAAUGUCAUGGAUCCCUAACGAUGAGCUUUCUGAUCGGGAUCGUCUCAGCGGGGCCUGGCGGCGGGAGUGUCGGGAACUACCCAGGGCUACCCUGAACCUCUCCGUCAGCUGCUCCGGGGAACUGCCUGCUUGGUGGCGAGAAGUUAGAAGAGGACCUGCUGCUGGAGCUGUGACAGGCGCUCUGGGGCUCUGCGACUCUCCCGAGGGCUCCGGAACCUGACACCUUGUACCAAAGCUAGAGAAGAGCUCCGUCUCAAGCCUGCCCUGCCCUGGCGUGAGAACUGAGCGCCAGGCUCCCCACGCCCUGACAACUGGGAGUGAAUCUGAAGCCAGCAGUGGAAUGACGGGUGAAACGAACCUUCACGAGUCUGUCUGUCCCCUGAACGGGAGGGUCACGCGCACUUGCAGGGCAGGGCAGGCGUGGUGCUGGUUUCCAGUGUUGGUUUUUAGCACCGUGUGUGUGGCUUCCCCAUUCUCAGGAGAAGACAGUGUGGCUCAGGACUCAGGACAGCUAUGCCCUGUCUCAGGUGUGAUUUCAGGUGGCUUUCAGACUUGCACACAGCUUAAGCAAGGAAGGAACAGACUUUGCCUCUGCCUGAUGGUGAACGCAACCUAAGGAAAGAGGGACGUUUGACUCUUCGCAGAAAGACCGCCGAGGGCGAAGCUGUCUGCUCCACGUACUGCGCCAAGGACUGGACUGACGAGGGGAAGUAAACCAUGGCCCUUUCUCCGUAAAGACGGAAAGAACCCCCUGACAGCUCAGAGCUCGGACUUUCUUUUGCUUGGUGUAUUUGGGGAACACUGUACAAUUAGGUUUAAUGGGUUUUUGGUUUUUUUUUUUUUUUUUCUUCCAGCAAAUUUUUUGUAGAAAUGCAAUCACUGGUUAAGAGGUACGAAAAAACCAGCCUCUCCCCGGCGAUUCAGGGGAGUCAGGGUACAAUGAGGGGAAAGUGAAGUUCCCAUGGGAUCAAGUCUGUCCCACAAGAUCCUAAAGCAGUCGCGCAAGUAACUGAAAAGAGCAUAUUGAUGUGAAUCUCAAGUGGGUAACACUUUAUGCAGGUUGAAUGAGUGGAGUAUUUUCCUCUAGUUUAGCCUUACUUGUAUGUAUUUUUCUUUUGAUGAAUGAUUGGUUACGAGGCCUCUGCCACACUCCAGAAAUGCUCACGCAGCUGCUUUUAAAAACUGUGUGUCUGGUCGCUUAACGUCUCUCAAAUUAUACCAUUGCCUGGCAAUCAGUCUUCUCUCGUAUACUUGUCCUAACACAUUAUGUACACGAGAAAUGUGAACAGCUGUGAAGGUGGACCAGAAAAAUUAGUUCUUAUUAAAAAAAAUGUAUUGUGCAUUUUGGCUUCACAUGUUUAACUUUUUUUUAAGAAAAAAAAGUUGCAUGAAUGAAAAAAAAAUUCUGUAUACAGUAUCUGUAAAACUGUCUUAUCUGUUUCAAUUUCUUGCUCAUACCCCUUACAAAUUAGAAGUAAAUAUGGUGCAUGGCCAUAUCCCAGCACACACCAGUCAAGCAGCCCGUAGUUUGGUUUGAAGCACCUCCUCCUUUCUUUCACGGGGAACACUAUCACACUGCAUUCUCACUGAGGAUUCUGUCUAACCAUCUGUUGCCACAAGUUAACUCCACCGCCUUUCUCCUCAAAGAUCAAAACCAGUUUGAUUUGGGAAUCUCCCCCUUUCCAGAUGAAUUAGCGACGCAGUACUUACUUUCCUUGGUGUUUGUAGAUAAUGCCUUGUGUAUUCCAUUUAAAACCGUAAUCUAGUUUGUAAAAGAGAUGGUGACGCAUGUAAAUAAAGCAUCAAUGACACUCUA
Messenger RNA from Oryctolagus cuniculus (rabbit), 7084 nucleotides. It is a transcript of the gene FOXO3, whose product is annotated as forkhead box O3. Gene Ontology annotation, molecular function: DNA-binding transcription factor activity, RNA polymerase II-specific; RNA polymerase II cis-regulatory region sequence-specific DNA binding. Gene Ontology annotation, cellular component: mitochondrial matrix; nucleus. Gene Ontology annotation, biological process: regulation of transcription by RNA polymerase II. Lineage: Eukaryota; Metazoa; Chordata; Mammalia; Lagomorpha; Leporidae. The record is from RefSeq and is a predicted model, not a curated record.